Molecule: messenger RNA, 9614 nt
Organism: Bursaphelenchus xylophilus (pine wood nematode)
Lineage: Eukaryota; Metazoa; Nematoda; Chromadorea; Rhabditida; Aphelenchoididae
Source: the annotation of a GenBank genome assembly
AUGGGCUGGUAAGAUGCCCACUGUUGAUACGGCGACUCAGGAACCAUCUAUACAGAUCAAAGCCCCAAAAUUUUAUUGUAAUCUUUAAAAAAACUCCUCUACACUUUUCAGGAGAAUCACAUGCGCCGAGGAUAGGGGAGUAACGGCCGUUCUUCGGCCGGAUGCUCAUUCAAUAUUCCAUUGGAAAAGCUUUUUCCAAGUUUGUUUUCUCUUCACAAAAACGAAAACAGUUUGUUUUUCCGCACAGACAAAUUCGGUUUGCAGGGAGAAAUCUGCACGGUAAAAUUGUUUGGUUUUGCUUUGAAGCUAAGUAACUUUGAAAAAAGGGAAGUAAAUACUUUCGAAAAAAUCGAAUUUUUCAAUUUCAUUGGGUUCAAAAGAUACGGUAGAGUUCAACGAGUCUCAAAGGCCCUAGAAAACAUGUUCUUAAUAAAAAGUUUUGUUAUAAGGAGGUUUAUCUUGGCCAAUAAUUGACUCUUGUGAUCUAGGAAAUUGUAUGUUAUAAAGAGUUUUUAUUGUAUGCGGGUUUGUUUUGCUGCGGUUCCACUGUUUCUGCUAGAGCAAAACGACCUCCAAAAACACCAAAAAAUACAGUCAACCACUAUACUACAAAUUUCAAAGCACUAAAAAAAUCAUUUGUUAUAGAAAGGCUUUUCAUUAUAACCAUACAAUUUCAGACGUCUCAAAUGUCAAUUAUUGGCCAAAAUAAACCUCAUUAACGUCAAAUUCUAGCCGAAAAAGCUCUUAUCUUAAGUCUUACGGCCUCUAAAAUUGUUUGCUAUAGAGAGUUUUGCACAAAAACUUGUUUUACAGAGGUUCUCAUAGUAUUUAUUUUUCAGUCCCUCACCAAGCAAGGAUUCGAAGAUUUCCUCUACACUCGAGAAGGCCAACAAGUCUUCCGACUGACCAACCCAUUGUAUGCGAAGAACUUUACAAUGGCCAGUCGGAACACCGCUCCGUAUGUGUUCCAAUGUCCGGAUCCGGAGGCUUUCGUCAUCAAGAGAGACGACCCACCAAAAGAGGGGCAAUUGCAGAGCACGUUGAAUGAAAUUGUAAGGCUUUUUGAGGGGUUCCUUUAUACAGUGGCGGACCUGAUCCAGUGGCAAAAAACGUGCCAUUUGCCUCCGGAAGUAUCGAAAAAGUGGCAAAAUGCUUCCCUCUCCAAAUGAAAAAUACUCAGAUUUUAAAGCAAUUUUUGUGAGGAAUAGGGUCCGCCCUUCAAAACGAAGUUUUUUCAUUUGGAGUGGGAAGCAUUUUGCCACAUUUUUGAUACUUCCCGGAUGCAAAAUUUUAAGUUUUUUGGUACUGGAUCAGGUCCGCCAAUGCAUAUCAGUCUGUCGGGAAAAUAAUGAACACAAUGUAGCUAUACCAAAUCGUGUCGCUAAAGUGAAAAGACAAUAUGAGUUUCUGGAAACAAAUCAUUUUCGUCGAUGCGACUUUUGAUGCGAAAGAGUGCACAUUAUUUUUCCGACAGCCAUAAAAAAUGACUUUUUCAGGUCUUCUCCGAGAUCUGUUCGUACGUUAAAUGCAUCGACCCCACUGGCUAUUGCGACACUCCGAUUCGUCCAGUCGGUCAUUGCUGUAGUAUCUGCGGGACGAUGGCGACAUUCAGUCAAGUCGAUUUUGACUACGACGCUGCGCAACAAGCGCUGAGAGAUUCGGAAGUUGAACGGGACAACAAAACGGGCUUUUCGUUGAUUCGGAUUCAGUUCGCGGGCAGUGCGCUUUACCAGGUAGGAGGGUAAAAUACGGUGCACAUCAAAACUGCAACACAAUGCCAAAGUUGCCAAAAAAGCGAAAAUAAAUUUAGUUUCUUCUUCAAUUAAUUACUCCGUGAAAACGUAAUUGUUUUGGGUCGUAUUUGCGUGAAUAAGAAAGUCAGAACAGCAUUCUAUUUUUUGAUUCCUUCUGGGUACGUAGAAUUUUUGUGUUUCGGGAUUUUUUAGGGUUGGAGUGGAACAGGUUUGUAAACUUCUACAAGGUUUUACAAAAAAAUGCUACGAAAUUAGUAAAAAGCGAAUGGAUAAGAUUGUAGAGCGUGGUAAGUAGAGUAUUAUAUUUUUUACGGCCUCCAAAUUUUUCGAGAGCAAAAAGUUUUAUCGAUUUUUUAAUUUUGCGGGUUUUUCACCUAUUUUUAGAUUUUUUUGUUGCAUUAAAACUGUUUUGAAGCAUGCAAAGGUCCAAAAAAAUAGAUCCAGAAUAGUCGGGAAGUCUUGCGGAAGAACAGAGACCUUAACCCGCUACAGUACAGAGGUUUUCGAUUUUUCAGCUCAGCGCACUUUUCAGAAUUUUUCAAUUUUCGCCAUCAAGAUGACGGAAUUUCUGGAUUCUGAGAACGAAUUCUGAAUCAGCGUCCCUGACUUGCUCUAGAACCACGUUUCGCUUCUCUCUAUCGCAUUUUGUAUUUUAUCAUUUCGAGAUUUUUUGAAAUUUUUGGUGCCAUGUUUAAUAUCAAAAAAUUUAACCUAGGUCAAAAUUCAAAAACUCGGCACGCAGUUCGCUCCGAAAUUGGAUGUAGUAUCUUCUGAAUUUUUUUCGGCUUCUGAGCUACGGUGGGAUUCUCAAAAAGUUGCAUUUUGUUCCAUUUGGCACUUUUUUUUCGAAAAAUCGGCCCUCAAAGCACAGACUUCAAAAUUUUCGGAUUUUUGCGUGUGCCAUAGCAUUCAGCAUGCAAAACUACCCUACAGUGGGUAUUCGAUUUCUAAAAUACGACAAAUAUACGAACGCACUACGCGAUUUAAAGUUUUCGGGAUUUCAAAAUUUUUGCACGGUAUGUCGAAUUUCUCGGAAACUAGAGCGAAAUUCAAAAAUCUGAAAAAUACGGCUCGGGGUAUUUUGCCUGGCCAUAAUCAGGCCAAAUUUCAGCCGUCUAUGCUUACGGCUUCAGGGCGAAAAUCGAAUCCGGAAAAUUUCCCCCGGAUUUUCAAAAAUUCGAAAAAACGCCCUAAGGGCGUCAAAUUUCAAAUUUCGGGAUUCGAAACCAACCCCAUCGUGAUCAGCAUUAAAAACCGGACCAGAUACCAUGACCGGCCAGAAUGUCAAGAGAAAGAGUCCAGAGUUUCUAGAGUUCGCCGCCCAAACGCUCAAUGGUAAUGUCUUGUAUAACGAUGAAAGUAAAUUAAAAUAAGGUAAAAUUUACUGUAAUUGAGAAAAUGCGUUAAAACUUGUUGAUUUACACUGGUUAUUUGAAUUAAAAUAAGUUUAUUGAAUUUCAUGAACUUUGACCUUGUUGGUCUACAGGGCGGGACGGAAAAUUAUUCGCAAAUGACCAUAUAAGUGCCUUCCAUAGUUUGGAACAUGAUUUUCAAAGAAACUGGGUGGUUUAACUGACCUUUUGCCCUUUAAAGUACGAAAAACCCCCGAUUUUUCGCAAAGUUCAUGUUUCGCGCUACUCCACACCGGAGAUGAACUUUCAAGAAAACUUCCUGAACAAAAGUUUGUUUUAUGACCAUAACAAACAAUCUUAUCCAUUCGGAUUUUUAAAUUUUCGUAGAAUGUAAAACGUUUUGAUGUGCGGUGUUGAGAAAUAAAUCAUCAAACUUUAAUUUUUUUUGAAACUAAACGGUAAAAAAUAAAUUUUUAGCGUGUUUUUUGUUAUGGUAGAUUUUUUUAUAGGGGUAUUUUUUGUUACAGUAGAAAAAAUUUUUUAAUAGGGGAUUUUUCCUAUCUUUUCAACUAACAUUUCCAUCUAAUAUUUUAUGAUAUUUAUGGUAUUCAAGAUGUUUACCAUAUUUUCUAUGCGAGUGUUUCUCUGAAUUCUCUUAUUUGAUGUGCAUUUUGCUGCAGAGAAGGAUAUUAUAUAUGGAAUUUUUAGUUGAGUGUUAUCCCCGCGGAGCUCGAGUACUUUGACGCCGACCAAUACCGACAUUUACUCUACGAAAUGUAUUAUAUUAUACAGAGAGGUGAGAAACAAAUAAGAAUUGUAAAAUACGUCGUCUUCAAAAUUUGGAUGCUUUUCAAAGAUUAAAAUUUUUCAAACGAAAUAUUUUAAAAAAUUUAAAAAAAAAUGUAAAAUAGGGAUAGCCGAUUAUUCCAAAGAAAAACCGGCAAAAAAUACAGCCAACAAGAUAUUUUAAAAGAUAAAAAAAAUGUAAAAUACGGCCUUUUAUUUUGUUUCAGUCCAAAAAUCGCCGGAGCAGUUCCAAUCAACCAGGAUUGAAGUCGGUUUUUCGCAAUGGAAGGCCACCAGUUUUGGCGGUAAGUUCAUCUUUUUUAACAGGCUUUUGACAUAAACUUUCAUAAAAAAAUGCAAAAAUGAGGUCUAGAAUCUCGUAUAUUGCAGAUACGACAAAUGUUUUUUCCCGCAUUUUCGCAGAUGGUCUUUACAUAUAGUCAAAACUUCUGUACAACAAAUAGCAAGAAACAAAAAUUAAAAAAAAGUUUUUUGUUGUGCAGGGUUUCAUUUGGACCUAAAAUUCGAAUUAAAAAAGAAAAAUGUUUCCCUUCUACAGGGUGUCCCAAAAAGAGAAAUGUUUAUCUCGCAUUUUCACAGAUGGUCUUUACAUAUAGUCAAAACUUCUGUACAACAAAUAGCAAGAAACAAAAAUUUAAAAAAAGUUUUUUGUUGUACAGGGUUUCAUUUGGACCUGAAAUUCGAAUUAAAAGACGAUUUCUGAGUCAGUGAAUCAGCCGCCAGUUAGCCGUGGACAUAGGAAAAAAUCGAUUUUGAGUUUUUUGUAUUAAAAUGACUGUUGGAAGGGGCUAAACAAAAGCGAACAAUAUUUUUUCCCAAAUCCUUCGUUAAGGUAUAUUUUUUUACAAUUAACUGUUUUAGAAGUAAUCGCCUCUAGCUGUGGUAUCUUGCCUUACAGUGCAGUGCUUUGACGGCUACUAUAGUUUUUGACCCUUGCGAACACGAUGGAGUGAUUAUUUUUCCCGGUUUCCUACUGUAACAUACCGUAAUACCGUAUCGACCGCUAAAAAACGGUCGUAAAAUCUUUGUUUCUAAAAACCCCCAGCUGAUUUUUUGAUAUGUUAAUCAGCGUAAAAUUCUGCUCUAGACCCAAUCAAAAAAAGUGCAAAAAGUGGUGCGACAAAUUUUGUGGUGUAGUGGUUAGUGGGCGGGACUACCAUUCCAGCGUCCCGGGUUCGAUCCCGGCUGGGUGCAAAUGUCAAAAAAAUGCCGCAAAUCAAUUUUAAUGUAAAAAUAAGGAAUGCCCAAAGAACACAAAGCAAUUUGUAAUGAUUAUGACACCUCUGUUUUCGAGUAAACCCGGUUUAAUGUAAUCUUAGCGGCUGAAAACGGAAAAAAUAAAAGUGCUUCAAAUGUGAUAAAAUUCAUAGAUAUGGUUCUACAGGUUAUUAUAAGAAACUUUUCCGUUAGUCUUUUUUUGUAGCUUACAGUAUAACGGAUUACUGUAACAUGAAACUAUUUAUAAAAAAUCGAUGUUCCCUUCGAUGUUCUUGAAAAAAGGUUGGGAUUUUUUGUUAGACCGCCCUGCCAGCAAAAAAAGUCGCCUUUCGUUAUCCGAAACAAAAUUCCAAAUUAUUUCGAGUAUGUUCUGACGUCAUCGUUGAUCGCUAAUACGGUGAAAGAUUAUUCAGGUAUACCAAAUCAUCCUGCCAUAAACAAUAUUUUUUCUCACAGAUAAGCUUCUUGGUAAUAAUUCUGCACAUUAUGACUUUACUUCCAGCUCUCUUUCGCCAUGUAGAACGCAAAAUACGAAAUUCUGCAUUAUGCUACAGUAAUCCGUUAUACUGUAAGUUACAAAAAAAGACUAACGGAAAAGUUUCUUGUAAUAACCUGUAGAAGCAUAUCUAUAAAUUUUAUCACAUUUGAAGCACUUUUAUUUUUUCCGUUUUCAGCCGCUAAGAUUACAUUAAACCGGGUUUACUCGAAAACAGAGGUGUCAUAAUCAUUACAAAUUGCUUUGUGUUCUUUGGACAUUCCUUAUUUUUACAUUAAAAUUGAUUUGCGGCAUUUUUUUGACAUUUGCACCCAGCCGGGAUCGAACCCGGGACGCUGGAAUGGUAGUCCCGCCCACUAACCACUACACCACAAAAUUUGUCGCACCACUUUUUGCACUUUUUUUGAUUGGGUCUAGAGCAGAAUUUUACGCUGAUUAACAUAUCAAAAAAUCAGCUGGGGGUUUUCAGAAACAAAGAUUUUACGACCGUUUUUUAGCGGUCGAUACGGUAUUACGGUAUGUUACAGUAGGAAACCGGGAAAAAUAAUCACUCCAUCGUGUUCGCAAGGGUCAAAAACUAUGGUAGCCGUCAAAGCACUGCACUGUAAGGCAAGAUACCACAGCUAGAGGCGAUUACUUCUAAAACAGUUAAUUGUAAAAAAAUAUACCUUAACGAAGGAUUUGGGAAAAAAUAUUGUUCGCUUUUGCUUAGCCCCUUCCAACAGUCAUUUUAAUGCAAAAAACUCAAAAUCGAUUUUUUCCUAUGUCCACGGCUAACGCACUGACUCAGAAAUCGUCUUUUAAAAAAGAAAAAUGUUUCCCUUCUACAGGGCACAGCGUUCCGAACAUUUUUUCCGCCGCCGAUCGGUGUCGAAAAAAGGAAAAAAUGAAAAGUAGUGCUUACAAGUCGGUGUAUAUUUGGCUAGCCACAAUAGAUGUAACUAAACUAAAAAGUGGUUAUUAGACUAUAAGAGAUUGCCAUUCCACGUAUACAAACUACACCAUCAUACCUUAUGUUAAUGUUGAGAAAAUGAUGAUCGAAAAUUAUCAAAAAUUCAACCUUCAGGUAAAAAUAACUGUACCUUCCAACCCUUAGGCACACAAUUUUUUUUCUUCGAUCGUGUGCAGAAUUUCAAGAGCUACAACAUAGACAGAAUCAAUAAUUUUCCCGGGCCUUUAAUCUUAGUUAUGGUUGAAAAGGGCCUAAUUUUGGCCGUUUUUGCACUUUUUUUUUACUUAUUUGCACUUCAAGAUUAAAAAGUGAAGAUAUUCUAUAUAAAACGGAUUGUCAUGAUCAUUGUGGUCAUCCAUGCCAAAUUUCAACUUUUUCUGACACUCCAGAGUCGUUGAAUACGAACGUCAGCAUGGAAACUUCGUAUCUUCAACUUUGUAAGAAAACAGUAAUGAAAUCCUUGGCUGGCAUUAAUUACAGCACUUCUGGUCGCAAUGAAUCUUAGGUCGCGAUUACAAAGGCCAAACUCAGCUUUACGGGUAAUUCCAGUAAGUGUUUGCAAGCUCACACUUUGGCAUUGGUCAGAAUUGUCUGUUGAAUUCAACUUUCGAAAUGAAAACGAUAUAUUUUGGCUUGAUGACAAAAAGUUUGCACAGAGUGUAUGUAUACAACAUAUUUUCGCUCAAGAAGUGAUUUUGGAGCACUUAACGUGAUUUUAUUCAACAGAAAUAGUACACUUGGGUUCCAUAUUCAAGUUCGUAUUCAACGACUCUGGAGUGUCAGAAAAAGUUGAAAUUUGGCAUGGAUGACCACAAUGAUCAUGACAAUCCGUUUUAUAUAGAAUAUCUUCACUUUUUAAUCUUGAAGUGCAAAUAAGUAAAAAAAAAGUGCAAAAACGGCCAAAAUUAGGCCCUUUUCAACCAUAACUAAGAUUAAAGGCCCGGGAAAAUUAUUGAUUCUGUCUAUGUUGUAGCUCUUGAAAUUCUGCACACGAUCGAAGAAAAAAAAUUGUGUGCCUAAGGGUUGGAAGGUACAGUUAUUUUUACCUGAAGGUUGAAUUUUUGAUAAUUUUCGAUCAUCAUUUUCUCAACAUUAACAUAAGGUAUGAUGGUGUAGUUUGUAUACGUGGAAUGGCAAUCUCUUAUAGUCUAAUAACCACUUUUUAGUUUAGUUACAUCUAUUGUGGCUAGCCAAAUAUACACCGACUUGUAAGCACUACUUUUCAUUUUUUCCUUUUUUCGACACCGAUCGGCGGCGGAAAAAAUGUUCGGAACGCUGUGCAGGGUGUCCCAAAAAAAUGCAUGUUUUUUCCAUCCAGGACGUGAAGGAAAACACGCCGCUAGCAGUUCAGUCAACCGGGAGAUCACCAACAUCCAAAUCCGCGAUUUUCAAGAAAUUUUCUUUGGUAUAUAAAAUGUAGCCAUAAAAAUAACAUGCAUUUUUUUUUGACACCCUGUAUAAGUUCAGAUUUUCGAAUCGCCACAGGAAUUGCAGUGCGCGACAAAAUUAUCACCGCACUUUAGAAAUUCCUCGGAACUUUUUUGGUUUUGGUAACGUAACUAAACAUUAGUCAUUGCUGUUCAAUGUUUAAUUAGGAUAAUUAGCCAAAUCCGUAAGUGCGGUUAUAAAUAAUUUUGUCGCAAAGAAAAUCACCAAAAUUUUGGUUUUUUCAACUUUUUUCAAAAUUGGGAAAGUUUCCCGAAGUAAAUUUUUGGCACAAAGUUUGUAUUAGAGUAAUGCACAUUGGUGCCAAAUAUGACACAUUUCUAUUGGCAACCAAAAAGUUACAGCAAUUUCUAAAGUGCGGUUAUAAUUUUGUCGCUCACUGUAUUUUGUGUAACUUCCCAUUUUUAGCCAAAUUCCUCGAGUUCGUUAUCGUUGCCUUCAUCGUCUGCUCUGUUGGCGCUGUCAUGUUCAGAUACGAGCUGCACAAAAACCCAGCGCUGAGGUCCUGGAUAAACCGGCAGAACAGUCGCUUCCCAGAGCAUUUGGUGAGAUUCCGUGGCGAGGAAAAUGUGGUUUUAACGUUGGCUGGGCAUGAAGAAGUUGCGGGCAGUGAGGUAAGAUUGGUUAAUUUGUGACAAGCUAAUUUUGAUUGGUCUUUUGAUGUUGCGGUAAACUAUGAAUUAUAAGUAAGAGAAUUAGCCACAAAUUACAAAAAGUUGCUGCCACUUGAAUCAUUUGACUUUCUCUCGAACUUUUGCAUGACAUUUACAACGUUUUCUGAAAAAAACGCACAGGUUUUUUUUUGUAGUUUUCGGUAUGAAAAUGUUUGUCUUGCGCUAUGCGUAUCAUGCCAAGAUUUGCAAAAAAAUGUCGCAUUUUUGUCCAUUUUCCAUCUAAAAUCCUCAAUUUUUUUAGCUAACAGGGGAAGUACCCCAAGUGCGACGCUCAGAUUUUGAUGAAACUUGGCACAAAUUUAGAAUAAUUUUUUCAAAGAUAUAUGCGAGAAUCCUAGCUCGCGCUUUGCAGAAACAACCGAGAUUUUUAGAUCGAAAGUCGGCGAAAAUUUUGGACUUUUUGUCGAAUUUCGGCACGAAAAGUUUCAUGCCUAUUUCAACCGUAAAGGAUAAUGUUUCUACAAAAAAUCAAACUUUUCCGCACGAAACUGCUAAAGUUAUGGCCAAAAAGCGUUUUUCUCUCUGAACGCUCUCCACGUUUAGCGUGCUCUCUCAGCGGCAAAAAUCGUUAGAUAUCUCGGCGGCGCCCGCAAAGCGCGAGCUAAAACUUUCAGGAAUUGAUAUUUAGUCUAUUCCCGACGUGUGUGCAAAAUUUAAAGAAAAUCUGAGCGUCGCACUUGGGGUACUUCCCUUGUAAGCGCGAGCUUGGAGGCCAAAUUUAAGCAAAUCUGGGCGUUGCACGUUGACCAUUUCGCUUUAAAAACAUACAUUAUUUUUCAGCAAUCUGAAACCUUUGUCAAUCCAGUCUUUGAGUUUGAUGAUUCCAAAGGCUUAACCGUUGAUUCAGCUGAACUACAAGUGCCCUCUUCAGCAAAGAAGCUAAACAUCGUUGAAACUUUAAAAAAUGAAAUUUAA